GGGUCAUAAUGGAAAGCGGAACGAAAUAAUCGAUAACAGAACAUAGUGAAACGCAGUGGAAAUCGAAAACGUCAUAUGAUCACUGGUGCAAAAGUUUAAGCUGCAAAAAUGGCACGGGCGAUUUUCCUCCUAUUUUCGCUGUUCGUCGCAGCUAACUGUGAUCAGCUAUCGAUUCUCUACUCGCCAAAGGCGCUAGAAUUCCACGGUCAUACCCGAUUGGAUGCUGAGUCUGUAUCGGAUGUGUUUGGUGCUGCCCUCGGUUAUUCGGUAGCUCAUCCGACCGAAUGGGAUGGACUUAUCGUAAAGGACCCCUUCAACAUGGCCAAUGGAGCAGUGGUUGUCAUCGCUGAGGGAAUCGAUUCGCUCACGUUGGAAGGAGCUCAAGCUUAUGAGUUGUACGGUGGAUCCGGAUCAGAUUCGCUUGGAGAGCUUAUUCAGAAGUCAGCUGAUCACAAUGGCAUUAGCUUUGAAGUUGACCUUAAGGAAUCGUCGGACAGCUUCUCCACUCCGCUGGGAACCGUUCAGCCUGAUGACGACGACGUGAAACCUCAGUACCUGAAACCCAAAUCGAACAAGGCCGAUUCUGAUUUUAUGCGUCAGAUUGCUUUCAUCAACGGACUGAGCGAUUUGCUGGUAACUUCAACUGAUGAAAGUGUUCCAACGGUGCACAUCGUACGCGUGUCCCUAGAAGCUAUACUGGCUGCCCAUGAACCAUCAUCUCAGGCCAUCGCUGAAGCUAAGAAGCUUUUAAGCAAUGCCAUGCUCGAACUGCAAACUGCUGCUGAAAAGGCCUUCGAUGGUGCCGUUGUUGUCGGAUUGAUCACUUCCACUGAAGCACCACUGGUUCGCUCCAAGCGACAGGCUGGAGAACCCGAUGAAGCAGACCCUUACAACAUUGCCAUGAAGUACGACAGCAACUAUCCAGUCAUCUUCAACAUCAUCCUGUGGUUCAGCGUUGUUCUAGUCUUCUCGCUGUUCGCUAUUUCGAUGGCCAUCGCAACCAUGGAUCCAGGCAGGGAUUCCAUCAUCUAUCGAAUGACCUCGACUAGAAUGAAGAAGGAGAACUAAGAGUCCAAAUAAGAAAGACAGCAUUCAUAAUAAGCUUCUAUCAUCUUUUGAAAUCCUACAGAAAAAUUGGUGUCAUUCGUGAGUUGCAGGAAAAGCGGCCGCGCCAAAACAAGCAUUAGCUCAGCUGUAAAUUACAAUUAAAAUCAUCCAAACAGCACCUUUCCCUUCUUUUGUUUCGUUGCGGUACAUCUGUCCAGGAAGGUAAAAUUCACAUAGAAAACCCCUUAUUUUUCACAAAAUGCGAUUGCGCUAAAACUAACAUUUGUUCGUUCGAUUAAGUAUUAACAGUUUAAGUAAGUACAAUUUGUAGUAAAGUGCUGUACAUUAAAAGGUGUAAAAGUUUGCGCACCAAAACGGUAUAUUGUUGUUAUAAUUUUGAAUUUUAAUUCGAAGACGAUCACGUUUAAAUAAAGGGAACUAUUCCAUCCCAGAAACAACUGAACCAA
This is a messenger RNA of Ochlerotatus camptorhynchus, 1514 nucleotides long. RefSeq names its product ATPase H(+)-transporting accessory protein 2 (gene ATP6AP2). Bases 109 to 1068 code for a protein of 319 amino acids. Gene Ontology annotation, cellular component: membrane; external side of plasma membrane. The transcript is spliced from 5 exons. The record is from RefSeq and is a predicted model, not a curated record. Gene Ontology annotation, biological process: positive regulation of Wnt signaling pathway. Lineage: Eukaryota; Metazoa; Arthropoda; Insecta; Diptera; Culicidae. Gene Ontology annotation, molecular function: signaling receptor activity.